GCGGCUGCAUCCUCACCGGGACGCGGAGACACAAAGGCUUGUUGUGUAACUAAUUGAGGGCUUAUGUGUUUGCGGUGGACAAAUACGCAUUAAGGAUUGCGGUUUGUGUGGUUAUGUUCAUUAAGACAUUCCUGCACGGAUUGGGGCGACAGAGAGUGGGGGGCUUUACAUAAUAAUACUGUGCAUGCUUUUCACGUGAAAUGCCCCUUUAAAAGCAGGCUUCCUUCAGCCACAUAGAGGCACAUAGUAAACGAGCGGAUUGGGAGGAGUGAAAAGUCUGUCAGCUGCACUUUGUUGUGUCAAUUCGGAUUCAGGAUGGUCUCGUCGUACCCUUUACCGGAAGGCUUCUCCGACUUCGAUGUGUUUUCCCUGGGAACUUGUCUGCUGGUGGAGGGCAUGCUGGGCUUCUUUCUAAAUGCGGUGACAAUCGUUGCUUUCCUGAAAGUGAGAGAGCUGAGGACCCCAAGCAAUUUCCUUGUGUUCAGUUUAGCGAUGGCUGAUAUUGGCAUCUCAAUGAACGCCACCGUCGCAGCCUUCUCCAGCUUCCUGAGGUACUGGCCUUAUGGUUCUGACGGAUGCCAGACUCACGGUUUCCAUGGCUUUAUUACAGCUCUUUCCAGCAUCCACUUCAUAGCCGCCAUUGCCUGGGACAGAUACCACCAGUACUGCACGAGGACAAAGCUGCAGUGGAGCAGCGCCAUCACUCUGGCUGUAUUUGUCUGGCUCUUCACUGCCUUCUGGUCUGCUAUGCCACUCAUUGGCUGGGGAGAGUACGACUACGAGCCCCUGAGGACCUGCUGCACUCUGGACUACACUAAAGGAGACAGAAACUACGUGUCUUACUUGAUCCCAAUGUCCAUCUUCAACAUGGCCAUCCAGGUGUUUGUGGUCAUGUCCUCUUACCAGGCCAUUGCACAGAAAUUCAAGAAGACUGGCAACAACAAAUUCAACCCCAACACUCCGCUCAAGACCAUGCUGCUCUGCUGGGGCCCCUACGGCCUCCUGGCUUUCUACGCCGCUGUGGAGAACGCCAACCUGGUUUCCCCCAAGCUCAGGAUGAUGGCUCCAAUCCUGGCUAAGACCUCUCCGAUCUUCAAUGUCUUCCUGUAUGCUUUGGGAAAUGAGAACUACAGAGGAGGCAUCUGGCAGUUCCUCACCGGGGAAAAGAUUGAAGUUCCUCAAAUUGAGAACAAGUCCAAAUAAACUAAGCAUGCAAUAAUUACACACUUACUGUCCUGGUGUUUUCUCACAGGUACCUAUGUUUCUGUCUGUUAGUGUAUGUGCAUGUGUUGUGUCUUGAACAGUGGUAGCCAUUGUCCCUUGUAAACAUCUGUCCGGGAUAAGUUGUCCUUUGUUUCUCGAGUUUUGUUUUGUAAAAGAAAUUGGCACAGUGCAGAAAAAAAAACAAGUUGCUGAAAAGUGUCAAAAGAUUCCUCUUGGGAGGGACUACUAAGUAGUAUUAUUUCAUUGUAUCACGUAAAUGCAACAAAAAAACAUUGGCUUGGCUACUUCUGCAACAAACACAGGAUGUAUCUGGUGGAAGUUAAUGUGAUUUCUCUCAUUAAGUAGGGACGAUUUUCAUUUUGAGUUAAUUUUAAGCAAUGUUUUCUGUAAACUGACGUCAUUCAUGAUGUCCAAAUGUUUUUGUAGUUUCAAGAUUGAUUUAAAAUAUAAACCGUCCUACAAAGAAAUUAAUAUCAGCAGCUUCAAAUCAAAUAGACUAACAGCUAACAGAGGAUUCAUGUCGCAGAUUUAUGAAUCUUUGACCUCUCUGGGCGUCCUUCCUUGUUUAUUGCGCCUGUCAAUGAAAUGUGAAAGUGUGUGCAUGACACUCUCGUCAUGCGACGUACGAUCGUGAGUGACCUCUGUAUCCAGAGUAGAACUGAACUAAUCCUCUAAACAAGAGGACCAUUCUUCAAUACACAGCCCCCACGACCAGUUGGAGAUUAGUCGUGGCUUUAGAUUAACUGGACAUGCUUCUGGCCAGCAUAUGAAAUAAAGACAGAAGUCUGUGUGACAUUUAAAUAGAGAAAUAAGAGAACUCAGAAUAAGUUUUUGGUAUUUAAUUAAAAAAUAAUAUUAAAUGUAUAUUCCUGGUUUAGAUAAGGCUAUAAAAUGUAAUUAUCUACGGCGGCUCCUUUAUGUUUGUGAAAUUCCUUCUAUGACUGAGCCUUAGACUAGAUUAGUAUUUAAUUUAUAUAUUUAAUUAUAAUUAUAAUUAUGAAUACAAAUAUUGUGUUUUUUCGCAUAUGAUUAUGUUUACUUACAAACAUUAUUAAACAGCAUUACUUUGACAUCUCUUUGAAAUGUAUUGUUUAACCACAGCGUUAGACAAUACACAAUAACAUACUGGUUAUCAUAUAAUCAAUAUUCUUACAGUAGGUUUCAAAAACCAAGUAGUCCACUCUCUGUUUGAAUGUAGCAUACAUUAUGAUUUUAGUGACAGGAUAAUAAGGAAUGUUAUCAACAUGUGACACAUUUUGUCACAACCUUUAGUUAUAUGGGAAACUUCAGCAGAUCCCGUUGCUAUAUAAUGACACAUCACAAUGUAAAUCCUCAAAAGCACAAACAGGCCCAUUCACAACUGAAUUUCCUCUGUAAACGGAUAAAUGGCAAAAAGAUUAGUUAGUGUUGAACCCCAGAUGUUAGGAGCCCAGAUAUGCAAUUAUUAAAUACUGUACGAUGUCGUUAUAUAUAUAUUUGCUGUAGUUAUUGGUCCCUAUGAACCCUGUAAACCUCAUUUUGCUUUUCUAAAUAAAAGAAAUUCUGUCCAAUUGCGGUUUAUAAUUUACAGAAAUGAUCUGUGAUUAACUUAAAACAAUAACUACUUGUAAAACAUCCAGCAAUUAUUGGAUCAUUAAUAAAGGAAGUUUAG
Molecule: messenger RNA, 2875 nt
Organism: Cottoperca gobio
Lineage: Eukaryota; Metazoa; Chordata; Actinopteri; Perciformes; Bovichtidae
Gene: rgra
Product: retinal G protein coupled receptor a
Exons: 7
Coding region: 316-1203 (295 amino acids)
Biological process (GO): visual perception; phototransduction; G protein-coupled receptor signaling pathway
Cellular component (GO): membrane
Molecular function (GO): G protein-coupled receptor activity
Source: RefSeq, a predicted model, not a curated record